This is a messenger RNA of Corylus avellana, 1624 nucleotides long. RefSeq names its product movement protein binding protein 2C (gene MPB2C). NCBI's taxonomy places the organism in Eukaryota, Viridiplantae, Streptophyta, Magnoliopsida, Fagales, Betulaceae. Gene Ontology annotation, molecular function: microtubule binding. Gene Ontology annotation, biological process: plasmodesmata-mediated intercellular transport. The record is from RefSeq and is a predicted model, not a curated record.
GUUAAUAGAAAAUCGGGGGGCAUUUGGGUAAGCGUGUUACUUCGUCCAAGUUCCGUUGAAGAUCCAUGUCCGAAGAGGCCUGAUUUCAAAACAAAAAGCGUGAAAUGUAUGAGGCGCAGCGUUUCGUGGAUUCGCAAGAGAAUGCGAAUUUCGGGGACCCAAAAUCGUGGCUUUCGGGGGAGGAUCACAACUCGUCUCCGACUCACCGGCUAACUCAGUCCUCACUCGCCAACUCAACCGCUACCGCCCCAGCGGGUCCAAGUGGCAGCUUGGAUCGGGUCCUUUUCCAAGACCUUGUAGAGAUAGUCCCUCUCGUUCAGUCUCUCAUCGAUCGGAAGCCGAGCAGUUCGUUUACGCGGCGGGGUUCGAUGAUCUACACAAAGACGCCUUCAAGAGAAUCGUUAUCGAAAAAAGUGACUGAAUCAAAAGGACGGACUGCAGCUCAAUCCAUUCCCACCAAAAAGAGAAGAGAGAACACUAGCAACAACCCAGAUGCUGACAACUUUUCAGUUUUUUCGUCGAGGGCUUUGGCAGCAGAAAAGGACAGAGAAGAGUUGGUCAUGUUAAAGGAACAAGUGGAGGAUCUGCGAAUGAAAUUAUCGGAGAAAGAUGAACUUUUGAAAUCUGCGGAGAUCUCAAAGAAUCAGGUGAAUGCUGCUGUUCAAGCUAAACUUGAUGAACUGAGACACCAAGCUUCACAAAAGGACUCUUUAAUAAAGUCUACGCAGCUGCAACUUUCUGAUGCAAAGAUUAAGCUUGCGGACAAGCAAGCUACGCUUGAAAAGAUACAGUGGGAAACAAUGACAUCCAACAGGAAAGUGGACAAACUCCAGCAAGAGUUGGACCGCAUGCAAGGAGAAAUUUCAUCAUUUAUGCUGUUGUUUGAAGGCUUGACAAAGAGUGAUUCCGCUGUAUAUGCUGAUGAUUAUGACCUAACAGCAAAAUAUUUGGAUCAUCUGCCUUGUAAUGAUGAUUUGGAUGAGAUGGAGAUGCAAAGAAUGGAUGAAGCAAGAAAAGCUUAUAUUGCUGCAGUUGCAACUGCAAAAGAAAGGCAAGAUGAAGAAUCUAUUACUGCUGCAGCCCGAGCAAGGUUACAUCUUCAAUCAUUUGUUCUGAAAGCCUAAAGUUGAGCCAGGGAGUUCUUUAGCUUGGAGUAUUUCCACUCUAGUUCUUAGGUAUUGAGAGGCUUCACACUAUGAGGUAUUUCUCCCAGCAGAAAAAAAGUCUUGAUUUUUUCCCCCCCUUCUUUUUUCUCCCUGUGUGUUGCUUGCUGGGCUGUUGUUGAUAAUUAUAUCUGAAUGAUGCAAGGAUAAGCUUUCCACUUGCUUUUCAAAUGUCUUUUUUGUUCCUAGAUGUUGAAUGGGAACUAAUAGAUGCAAUGUGUGUAUCUGAGAGGGUCCUUUCAUUUUCAAGGAGCUGAAAGUUGUACGUAUUCUUUGUUCUUGCAAGUGUUCUACCUUUGUUCACAAGAGCAUUCCCAAUGGAAGAGCCAUAUUUUUAUGUAAAAUGGCUCUUCAAAACUCACUUUUAUCUAGUUUAGCUAAGCCAUUUUUAAGUGUCUACACAUCCGAUUAGCUAUAUUUCUAAAAAAAAGGUGGGAAAAGAUUUGGGAAAAAGAUAAAGC